UUUAAGAAGAGUCUUAUUGCCUCUGCUGAGAAAAUUGGUUCUAGACACUUCUGUCUGAAAAUAUGAAAGAAAAGGAAGAAUGUGUGUGGAUUUAAAAUUACUGUGUCUAUCAAGUUGUGGAGUGAGAAGUACUGGGGAAAUAGCUUGCUUUGUUGCUCAUUGUAGAUCUACUAUAAAUUGUUUCUGAUGCAGCUGAGAAAAAUGCAGACCCUUAAAAAGGAACACGGACCUGUUGACACAAGUAGCAAUGUGGACAAAAUCAUGGUACUGAAGUCUACUUUAGCAGAAGUGUCUGAAGAAUUGUCUACAAGUGAAGAUAUACUACUUACUGAAGCAAGUAGCGGAAAAAGCAAAUCUUCAGCUUGCCGGAGAAAGCGAGAAUUCAUUCCAGAUGAAAAGAAAGAUGCUAUGUAUUGGGAGAAAAGGCGGAAAAAUAACGAAGCUGCCAAAAGAUCUCGUGAAAAACGACGACUGAAUGACCUUGUCUUAGAGAACAAACUAAUUGCACUGGGAGAGGAGAAUGCCACUCUGAAGGCAGAGCUGCUUUCAUUGAAGCUGAAGUUUGGUUUAAUUAGUUCUGCAGCCUAUGCCCAAGAGAUACAGAAACUUAGUAGCUCAACAACUGUGUAUUUCCAAGACUACCAGAGUUCCAAAUCAAAUAUUAACUCAUUUGUAGAAGAACAUGAACCAUCUAUAGUUGGUAGCAGUUGUAUUUCUGUCAUUAAACAUUCUCCUCAAAGCUCCAUGUCUGAUGUGUCUGAAAUAUCAUCUGUAGAGCAUACUCAACCAAGCCGUAUACAAAGCAACUGCAGGAGUCCUGAAAAUAAGUUCCAGAUCAUAAAACAGGAGCCCAUGGAAUUAGAGAGAGAGCCAAGAGAUGACAGAGGUUCAUAUAAAGCAUCCAUAUAUCCAAACUACAUGGGAGCUACCUUUAACGUGUACUCACAUUCUCCUCCUCUCUUGCAAGUUAAUAGGUCCUCCAGUAAUUCCCCCAGAACAUCAGAAACUGAUGAUGGUGUAGUUGGAAAGUCAUCUGAUGGAGAAGACGAACAGCAGGUUCCUAAAGGUCCAAUCCAUUCCCCAGUUGAACAUAAAAAUGUUCAUGCAACAGUUAAAGUUCCAGAAGUGAAUUCUUCAGCUUUGCCCCACAAGCUUCGAAUCAAAGCCAAAGCCAUGCAAGUUAAAGUGGAAGCGAUGGAUAAUGACUAUGAUGCAACACAGAAAUUGUCAUCGCCCAUUGACAUGUCCUCAAAAAGACAUUUUGAGCUUGAAAAACAUGGUGCACAAAACUUGGUGCAUUCUUCUCACACUCCUUUCUCGGUUCAAGUGACUAACAUCCAAGACUGGUCACUUAAACCAGAGCUCUGGCAUCAGAAGGAACUCAAUGUAAAAAUUCAGAGUGGUUGCAAAACUGGAGUUGUUGAAAUAAAAGACAAUAUCUACAAUGUCUCUGAGUCAGAGAACCUGUAUUUGAAGCAGGGCAUAGCAAACUUAUCUGCAGAGGUUGCUUCCCUUAAAAGACUUAUAACUACACAACAAAUCUCCGCAUCAGACUCUGGUUAAGUUACUACUGAAUAAAAAGGCUUACUGUUUUAAAGGAUGUCAUUUGCAGUAGAUCAAUAUGUUUUGUAUUAUGCUGAAUUUUCACUGGACUUGUGAUGUCAUUUCACUGUAAUGUUCACAUAAUGUCUGAUUGGUGUCUUUGUGCACAAAUUAUUAUGAAGACUAGGUUGUGUUACGAUCACUAUGCCUUGUGUAUAGUCAAGUAGCCUGUACAAAGGCGUGUAUAUAGUGAACUUUAUUUUCUUUUUGUUCUACUAUAAAGUGUGCAAGUUACCAGUUACAAUAAAAUAUUGGUGACAAACACAGAA
Messenger RNA from Opisthocomus hoazin, 1871 nucleotides. The record is from RefSeq and is a predicted model, not a curated record. Lineage: Eukaryota; Metazoa; Chordata; Aves; Opisthocomiformes; Opisthocomidae.